Messenger RNA from Parastagonospora nodorum SN15, 684 nucleotides. RefSeq lists its product as hypothetical. NCBI's taxonomy places the organism in Eukaryota, Fungi, Ascomycota, Dothideomycetes, Pleosporales, Phaeosphaeriaceae. The transcript has 2 exons. The record is from RefSeq and is a predicted model, not a curated record. The coding region runs from base 1 to 684 and encodes 227 amino acids.
AUGUCGAAGCCAGACGCUCAGGAAGAUGCUGCUCGUCAGCGCAUCAUCAAGCACAUGAACGCCGAUCACCAGGACUCAAUCCGUCGAUACCUCGAGGCCUACAGCAACAAAUCGGUGUUUCAAACUCGCAAUGCGCAAAUGACGGAUAUCAGCCUCAAUGAGAUGAAAUUCGUGUGCAACGGCCAGCACCACACCAUCGCGUUCGACCCUCCGAUGGAAUCGCUUCGCGAGGCGCGAGAACGGGUAGUGCAGCUCGACAAACAAGCUUUGCAGAUACUAGAUCGCAGCGACAUUACCAUCGACAGAUAUGUACCGCCAACUGCGAAACUUGGCCAUUUCUUGAACUUCUCUCAAUGUCUUCUAUGCUAUCUUCUUCUUCCGCAUCAGUGGAUCUGGCAGCCUGGCUCACCUCUCUAUGACACGCUUUUCUACCGCAUCCCAGCGUUUGCGAAACUCAAUGCGCUAGUCGGUUGGUGGGUUGUGUUCAUCAUCAUGAUCCCUGUCCAUACAUUCGAGGCUGGAAUCAUGGGGCGCAGGUUGAGGAAGAAGCACGGCCUGACACCACUAGAUUGGGUGUGGUGGGCCUGGACAGCGAGUUGCUUCGUGGAAGGUAUUUCCUCUAAGUGGAGGCUGGAUGCGUUAGUCGAAGAGAAGAGGAAAGAGAAGGAUGCAAAGAAGCACUGA